GUAGCAGCCAUACUCCCAACUUUUGUUCUUCUUCUUCCCCAAAGUAAAAUUCUAUCACCCAAAAUCAGAUUGAAAAAGGAAUUAAAUUUCUUUUUUUCUUAUUUAAUUUUAUUGUCUUCCUAACUUGUAGUCUUUGUUUUUUUCAAAGAAUAAAACUCGUUCUAUAUUCUCCUAGUUAGGGUUUGAGAAAAAUCAUGUCAAAGCGUAGCUUGACUCGCAUUUGUAAAGAUGAUACUGAUCCAAUGUUGCGUGAAAGUGUGCGAUGCAAACACGGGGACUUGCUGACCUUGCAGACUUCUUGGUCGGAGGAUAAUCCCGGAAGAAGAUUUUGGUCAUGCUCACGCUAUCGAGAAAACUCGUGCAAGUUCUUUAGGUGGAGGGAUUGGGAACAAAUUGAUGAUAGAGCCAAAUGGGUUAUAUCAAGAUUGGGGAAUAGAGUUUUGGAUUUGGAAAAAAAAAUAACGUUUUAUGAAACAAUGGAGAAUGAGUCUCAAUUGAUAACGGAGGGAAGUUAUUGUCAUGAUCAAAUGAUGACGGAUGGAAGUUUUUGUCAAGUUCAAGUGGAUUCGAUGAACAAUUAUUCUAUAUUUAAUGGGAAGCAAAUGAUGUUUGUUGGUAUCAGUGUUUUGUUAUUAGGUGUCUUAUUAAGCUUUUGUUGUUGUCCGAAUAAACUCAAAGAUGAAACUUUGUUUGUUUUCUUUAUUUUGCAUAAGUUUUAAAUUAGUGUAGAUAUUGUAUUGUAUUGUAUUGUCUUGAAUUAUGCGUUUGUUAAUGUAAUGUUGUUUAUCGAAUGGUAAUAUGAAU
This is a messenger RNA of Lycium barbarum (goji berry), 804 nucleotides long. RefSeq lists its product as uncharacterized. The transcript has 2 exons. Gene Ontology annotation, molecular function: zinc ion binding. Bases 195 to 719 code for a protein of 174 amino acids. The record is from RefSeq and is a predicted model, not a curated record. NCBI's taxonomy places the organism in Eukaryota, Viridiplantae, Streptophyta, Magnoliopsida, Solanales, Solanaceae.